Messenger RNA from Thermothielavioides terrestris NRRL 8126, 1222 nucleotides. RefSeq lists its product as uncharacterized. The record is from RefSeq and is a predicted model, not a curated record. NCBI's taxonomy places the organism in Eukaryota, Fungi, Ascomycota, Sordariomycetes, Sordariales, Chaetomiaceae. Gene Ontology annotation, cellular component: signal recognition particle, endoplasmic reticulum targeting. The transcript is spliced from 2 exons. Gene Ontology annotation, biological process: SRP-dependent cotranslational protein targeting to membrane. Bases 248 to 913 code for a protein of 221 amino acids.
CACAGCAGCCAAGACCCUGCCUCAGCUUGCAGCCUCGAAAACUCCAGUUCGCGGCAGCACCACGCGACGGGAGCAAUCGAUCACCUGGCGCCCAAACUCGUUGCCGCGGCCGAGCUACCUCCCUACUCUGCGCCUACAACAAAAGCACGGCGCCGAUAGGUCUGCAGGCGUUGCAGAUUGAAGCGCGCCUCGACUCUGUUCUUCCACAUAGUUCCAGGUUCUGAUUCACCAACCCAUCCAGCGCAAGAUGCCCUACUACGCAAAAUCCGAAGACUGGCUGCACCAGUCCGCCCUCCUGCUCCAAGCCCGCCCGUCAACAACGCGCAUCACAACCCGCUACCACCUCAAGCCCGCCCGCCGCCGGCUCAAAACCGACCGCACCACCACCACCACCAGCAGCGACGACAAAGCCGAUGCCUCAUCACAACAACCACAACAAGAACAACAACAACGACAACAGCCCAAAUCACAACAGCAACAAAAACAGCAACGAGAGCAACCCGAAAAGCCCCCGCGCGGCCACCUCGUGCUCAAGACGUUCGACCCGGCCAGCGGCGUCACGCUCAAGUACAAGACCUCCAAGGCCGCCGAGGUGACCCGCCUGGUGCAGAUGCUCGGCGCGCUGGGCCGGCGCAUGGCCGGUCUGCCGUCUCCUCUGCCGUCUACGACCACUACCACCACUACUACUACUGUUGCUGCCGGUGUUGGUGUUGGUGGGAGCGAUGGGGAUGAGGUCAUGCAGGAUGCGCCGGCUGCUGGUGCUGCUGCUGCUGCUGGUGGUGGUGGGGAAGGGGAAGUCGGGGGUGGGAGCGGGGUGGUGACGCCGACGGUUGGUGGUGAUGGUGGUGGUGGUGGUGGAGGUGCUGGCGGUGCUGGUGGGGGAAAGGGGAAGAAGAAGAAGGGGAAGAGGUGAGGGGCUGGCUUGGCCUCGUGGGUAGCUGGUGGUGGUGCCUGAUUGUUCGCGAAGGCAUGGUGGCUGUGGAGGGGUUGGGGGGGAUGAAGAUCACCGGUUGUGUAAUUCUCUCUCCGGAUCUGAGGGGUUGGGAGACGGCCUCAAAUUUCAUCACCAUGCACGGCUGGAGCCGGCACACUCUGGGGAACGUGCUGGCUGGACUUUAGACUAAAAUGCAUCUUGAAAAGGACGAGGGUGCGUUGGAAGGCACAGUGGGCAAUCAUCAAUAGAAGCAUUGAGCGUAAGACGCACAUCCACGCACGAGACAAC